AUGACAGUCUCACGCACUCAUGAAAUUACGGCACACUUAUCUGAAAGGCUCUUCUUUGAUUAUCUUAAGCCAAUGGGCCUCGAUUACUAUCUUCGAAGCUUUGGAUCCGCCACUUAUAAAGCAGAAAAUGGCUCCGCUAAACAGCCCGACUGCCAAUUUUUACCAAACAGACUUCCUCUAGCUCGAACGAAGAAAUGGCCCACGCUUAUUGUGGAAACGGGCUUUUUAAAGUCUCCUGGCAAAUUAAUAUCGGAUACUCGGUUCUGGCUUUCCGAAUCCAACGGCGAUGUUCAAAUGGUCAUCACAAUAAUGAUCGGCCGGAGCUCGCCUGAUAUCGUGCUGGAGUUAUGGGAACUUGUGAACGAUAGGGUCAAACGUCAGCAAAUCGUUACGAUCAGCAAAGGCGAGAACAAUCGUGUCUACCUCAGGGGCCAGCCGCUUAUUAUCAGCUUCGAUAAGCUCUUUCUUUGCCCGCCGAGUAUCCCGAAAGAAACGAAGAUCAGCCUUGACGGCGCUAUUUUGGAGAAAGAUUGCUCAGGAGGUCUGGGAAGAGCAAGGUUUUUGACGACGGCUCAAUCAAUAAUUGGCCUUAGGCUGCUAGACUUCAGUUCUCGGUAG
Messenger RNA from Penicillium psychrosexuale, 618 nucleotides. RefSeq lists its product as uncharacterized. The transcript has a single exon. Lineage: Eukaryota; Fungi; Ascomycota; Eurotiomycetes; Eurotiales; Aspergillaceae. Bases 1 to 618 code for a protein of 205 amino acids. The record is from RefSeq and is a predicted model, not a curated record.